UUGCAGUACAUUUGGAGACGUCAGAGGCCGGAGGUUCUUCGCUCUUCCAUCAUAACAUCAGCCCACUGAUUUUGGCCUCAUUAGACCAGAUCACGUCGUACAUAUACAGUUUCUCUAAAUCUAGCACAAAUCUGCAACAUGUCAAGAAAUUGCGAAAAAACAGGGGAUGGCAAAGAGCCCGAAAGCAGCUGGAAAGACGUGAUCUACAAUCCAAGAAGUGGACAAUUCCUCGGUCGGACUGCUAGAAAUUGGGGCCUCAUCCUCCUCUUUUACCUGGUCUUCUAUGGCUUCUUGACUUUAAUGUUUGUCUUCACUAUGUGGGCGAUGCUUUACACGCUGAAUGAAAACACACCCAAGUAUCGAGAUCGUGUUGCAUCCCCAGGGUUGGUUAUCAGGCCAAACUCUUUGAAUAUAGUUUUUAACAGGUCAAACCCCCAUGAAUAUGGGCAGUUUGUCCAACAUCUAGAAACAUCUCUGCAUCAGUAUAACGACUCAGAACAAGCUAAAAAUGACUUAUGUAUGGCGGGUCAGUACUCUGAGCAGGAUGAGGAAUCUCAGAAGAAGGUGUGCCAGUUCAGGAGGAGUUUACUGCAUCGUUGCUCCGGUUUGGAGGACACCACCUUUGGUUAUGCUGAGGGACAGCCAUGUGUUAUUGUCAAGAUGAACAGGGUCAUUGGUCUUAAGCCUGCUGGAGAUCCAUAUAUCAACUGCACAUCAAAGCGUGAGAAACCUCUCCGGAUGCAGUACUUCCCCUAUGAUGGGACUAUCGAUAGGAUGUACUUCCCUUACUAUGGUAAAAAGGCACAUGAGGGCUAUGUUCAGCCUCUGGUUGCUGUAAAGCUGCUGCUGAAGAAGGAAGACUACAACUCUGAGCUGACUGUAGAGUGCAGGGUGGAGGGCUCUAACCUUAAGAACAAUGACGAGCGUGACAAGUUUCUCGGACGUGUCACUUUUCGGGUCCUGGUGACUGAGUAAACCGGUAGCUGGUGCGGACACAAAAGGGAACUUGCACUACUUUUCUUCCUAUUGUCCCUUUUUAAGCUCUCCUAUGUACUUCCUGGUGCUCCACAGCAGGACUAAAGGACCUCAUUUUAACCCUCCUCAGACAAGGCAUGACUGAUUGCUUUUUACUAAUGUCCCAUUCCACGUCUUAACAGGAUCACUGUUUAGUCUCCUGCCUAGCACCUCCUCCUACUGAAGAUGUGACUGUUGCUGAAAAUGUAAUUGUAUUUUACCCCGGGCCUUGCAUUCCCUAGAUGUUUUGAAUUCUUGAACAUAAUUGCAUUUUACCCUCAAAGGGAUUUUGUUUACAAUGUGAUUGAUGAGACAAGGGUUAGUCAAUACUUUAGUGUUCGGUUGGUGUUUUUGUGUUUGUCUUGUGUUCCUCUCUGUGAAUAUAUUUAAUGAUCGCAUUAUCAAACUACUGUAAGAUUUAUGUAGAAAAGUGGCACAUAACCUGACACAUUUUUGAAAUGCUAAAAGGUGCCAAAUGGGUAACUUAAAUGAUUUUCAUAACCUCUGCAUGGAUCCUGUUCAUGCAGAUGCCUUAACAGCCAUUUAACAUCUUGGUACAAAUGCUAUUUUGACAAAUAAAAACA
This is a messenger RNA of Myxocyprinus asiaticus (Chinese sucker), 1598 nucleotides long. RefSeq names its product sodium/potassium-transporting ATPase subunit beta-3-like. Gene Ontology annotation, biological process: intracellular sodium ion homeostasis; intracellular potassium ion homeostasis; sodium ion export across plasma membrane. The transcript is spliced from 7 exons. The coding region runs from base 139 to 975 and encodes 278 amino acids. Lineage: Eukaryota; Metazoa; Chordata; Actinopteri; Cypriniformes; Catostomidae. Gene Ontology annotation, cellular component: sodium:potassium-exchanging ATPase complex. The record is from RefSeq and is a predicted model, not a curated record. Gene Ontology annotation, molecular function: ATPase activator activity.